AUGAAUGCUGUGUCGACCAGCCGCUUCUCGCUCAAAAGAUUAGCCAGCCAUGCUAGAUCCUCCAUCUGUCGCUACAUGAACAGACUCGCAAGGCGCCACUUCUUUGAACCACACGCACAGCUGAGCGUAAAGAGCAGCAAGCACCCUAUGCCCAUUGAACCUACCAUCCCCUCCAGUGAGUCUCCUCCUAGCCUGCCUGAGGUAGAAGGUGAUUCUGGUAGUGAUUCUAGCGACUUUUUGGAAACACUCACCAGGCUUUUCGACUUCACCCUUGUCAAAAUGAAAAACGAAAAGAGAUAUGUGAACAUGGACAACCUUGGACCCUCUGCCAAUAGUUUUGAUGACAAUGAUCUUGUUGAGGAUACCCUUGUGCCCUUGAUGCACACUGCUAAGCCAUGCAUCACAGCCAUCAUAGACAUACCUGAGUCCAUGCUGGCAUUGCAGCCAGACGACGAGAAAGACCGUUGCAAUGAUGACGCGUAUGAACUAGAUAAGGACGACUUGGUGAAUAAGCAGCAUAUCUUGGGCUGGUACAAGGGUGUCAAGGACAGGUGCCUCUUGAGACGUGCUAUCGAGUCCAUGGAUGACCUCUACCAGGCCAUGAUGAAAGACUAUUCGGACUGCUUUGAAAAAGUAUCAAAAGCAACGGGUGUUGAUUUAGGCGAGUUUUAUUUUACAGAGGAUGCCAAGGCGAUUUGUGCGCGCUUCUACGAGCUGACCGAUGACUUUAAAGCGAGGCGUCGUGUGCACUGCUUUUAA
Linderina pennispora is the source of this 759-nucleotide messenger RNA. RefSeq lists its product as uncharacterized. The transcript has 2 exons. Lineage: Eukaryota; Fungi; Kickxellomycota; Kickxellomycetes; Kickxellales; Kickxellaceae. The coding region runs from base 1 to 759 and encodes 252 amino acids. The record is from RefSeq and is a predicted model, not a curated record.